GGCCCCGCCCCUUUCCCGGCGGGACGCUCGGUGUCGCCCGCGCUGCGCUGGGCGGCGGGGGAGUCACACCCCACGGGAUUAUGUGAUGAAUGAGCUUCUUGGCAUAGAAGAAAAUAAAGAAUGAUGGCUUCAUUCCAGCGCUCCAACAGUCACGACAAAGUGAGGAGGAUCGUCGCAGAGGAGGGGCGCACGGCCCGAAACCUGAUCGCAUGGAGUGUGCCUCUAGAAAGCAAAGAUGAUGAUGGAAAGUUGAAAUGUCAAGCUGGUGGAAAAUCAAAGAGGACCAUUCAAGGCACUCAUAAAACCAAACCGAACACUGCAGGAGACUGUAAAAUAACAUCAUCUACAACAGGAGAGAAACACUUUGACAAAAGUCCCACAAAAACAAGGCACCCUCGUAAAAUUGAUCUAAGAGCUAGAUACUGGGCGUUUCUUUUUGACAAUCUUCGCCGGGCAGUGGAUGAAAUUUAUGUAACCUGUGAAUCGGAUCAGAGUGUGGUGGAAUGUAAGGAGGUGCUCAUGAUGCUGGACAACUAUGUAAGAGAUUUCAAAGCAUUGAUUGACUGGAUUCAGCUUCAGGAAAAGCUGGAGAAGACAGAUGCUCAAAGCAGACCAACCUCGCUGGCCUGGGAAGUAAAGAAGAUGUCUCCAGGGCGCCCUGUGGUCGCAAGUCCCUCGACAGACAGAAUCAGUGUCGCAUCAAAUGCUCGAAGAAGCUUAAAUUUUGGGGCUCCACAGGGCGCAGUGGCUGCUCCCCGUCUGGCUCCCACGGGUGUUAGUUGGGCCGACAAGGUCAAGGCUCAUCACGCGGUCUCGACUGCUUCUCCAGAUGUGGCACCUGCUCAGUCUUGCCCACCAAUGACAGUGCAGAAGACUUCCUGCAAAAAUGAACGGAAAGACGCUGAAGGGUGGGAGACGGUGCAGAGAGGAAGGCCUGUGCGCUCCCGGUCGGCAGCAGCUGUGCCCAAGGUUUCAGCGCCAGCCUCGAGGUCAAAGGACGACAGUGACAAGGAAAACGCAGGGCUUUCACCGGAGGGCAGCGUGCACAGAGGUGGACUCGUCGGAGACGGGCCGCAUCAGGCUGUGGACUCCCGGCCCAGAGACUCCUCACACUCGUGCGACCGUCCUCUGGCUGAGAGAACCCAGUUCACAGUGAGCACAUUGGAUGACGUCAAGAACUCUGGCAGUGGUGUCUCACCAGACAGUCCCGUGCGAACUUCGGAAAUACCUGCCGUUCACGUGGACACAGAGUGUGUUUCGAUUCCUCAGCAGGAGGACACACCUCCUUUGCAUACAAACAAAGAUGGAUCGUCAGCAGAGAAAGUAGGGGUGGAAAGUGAAAUGGACUCUUCAGAUGUUUCAAAUGUGAGUGCUGCUACCUUGUCCAUGGCAGAAGUUCUUGCUAAGAAGGAAGAGCUCGCGGAUCGUCUGGAAAAGGCCAACGAGGAAGCCAUCGCCAGUGCCAUCGCCGAGGAGGAGCAGCUGACCAGAGAGAUUGAAGCUGAAGAAAACAAUGAUAUUAAUAUCGAAACUGACAACGACAGCGAUUUCUCUGCCAGCAUGGGCAAUGGAAGUGUAUUUUUCUGUGGUAUGUCUAUGGACUGGAAUGAUGUCCUUGCGGAUUAUGAAGCUCGUGAAUCGUGGCGCCAGAACACAUCCUGGGGGGACAUUGUAGAGGAGGAGCCUGCCAGACCUCCAGGACAUGGCAUUCACAUGCACGAAAAGCUUUCCUCCCCAUCCCGCAAAAGAACAAUUGCAGAAUCUAAGAAGAAACAUGAAGAAAAACAAAUGAAAGCACAGCAGCUGAGGGAAAAGUUACGUGAAGAGAAAACGCUAAAGCUUCAGAAAUUGUUAGAAAGGGAGAAAGAUGUCCGCAAGUGGAAGGAAGAAUUGCUAGACCAGCGACGUAGGAUGAUGGAAGAGAAAUUGCUUCAUGCUGAAUUUAAGCGAGAGGUGCAGUUGCAAGCAAUUGUCAAAAAAGCCCAAGAGGAAGAAGCCAAGGUAAAUGAAAUCGCCUUCAUAAAUACCCUGGAAGCCCAGAAUAAACGUCAUGAUGUGUUAUCAAAACUGAAGGAAUAUGAGCAGAGGCUGAAUGAGUUGCAGGAAGAACGUCAGCGGAGGCAGGAGGAGAAGCAGGCGCGUGACGAAGCCGUCCAGGAAAGAAAGAGAGCGCUGGAGGCAGAACGGCAGGCCCGUGUGGAGGAAUUGCUAAUGAAGAGGAAGGAGCAAGAAGCGCGGAUCGAACAGCAGAGGCAGGAAAAGGAAAAAGCCCGUGAGGAUGCAGCCAGGGAGAGAGCCAGAGACCGGGAGGAGCGGCUGGCCGCGCUCACAGCCGCCCAGCAGGAGGCCGUGGAGGAGCUGCAGAAGAAAAUCCAGCUAAAGCACGAUGAAAGCAUCCGAAGACACAUGGAGCAGAUGGAACAGAGAAAAGAAAAAGCUGCUGAGUUGAGCAGUGGACGGCACGCAAACCCCGAUUACGCCCCCAAGCUGACCCCUUACGAGAGGAAGAAGCAGUGUUCUCUGUGCGGCGUCCUGAUCUCUUCAGAGGUGUACCUGUUCAGCCACAUUAAAGGAAGGAAGCACCAGCAGGCGGUGAGAGAGAGCAGCAGCAUCCAAGGGCGGGAGCUGUCCGACGAGGAAGUGGAGCAUCUUUCCUUAAAGAAGUACAUCAUUGACAUUGUGGUUGAAACUGCAGCUCCGCCAGAGCCACUGAAAGAUGGAGAAGAGCGGCAAAAAAACAAAAAAAAAGCCAGGAAGAUAAAAGCCCGCAUGAACUCCAGGGCCAAAGAAUAUGAAAGUUUAACAGAAACAAAAAAUUCUGCCUCUGACUCACCGUAUAAAGCAAAGCUUCAGCGGUUAGCCAAAGACCUUCUAAAACAACUGCAAGUACAAGACAGUGGGUCGUGGGCAAACACUAAGGUUUCUGCUUUAGACCGCACCCUGGGAGAGGUCGCUAGAAUCCUGGAGAAGGAGAAUGUGGCUGAUCAGAUCGCAUUUCAGGUUGCAGGUGGACUGACAGCCCUUGAACACGUCCUUCAAGGAGCAGCCCCAGCCACAAAUGCAAACACAGUUCCACGAAUUCCUCCCAAGUCUCUCUGCAGUGCAGUCAAUGUUUACAACCUCACCUGCAGUAACUGCUCAGAGAACUGCACCGACGUUCUGUUCAGUAACAAGAUUACCUUCUUAAUGGACCUCCUGAUGCACCAGUUGACGGUUUAUGUUCCAGAUGAAAAUAGUGCUAUUUUGGGAAGAAAUACAAAUAAGCAAGUUUUUGAAGGCUUGACAACUGGACUUCUCAAAGUCAUUGCUGUGGUUCUUGGCUGCCUGAUUGCCAAUCGACCAGAUGGAAGCAGCCAGCCAGCUACACCAAAAAUAUCCACAGAGGAAAUGAAAAACAAAUCCUCCCAAAGUGAUGCUUUUAACAGCCGAGUUCAGGACCUCAUCAGCUACGUGGUGAGCAUCGGCCUGAUCGACAAGCUGUGCGGCUGCUUCCUGUCAGUACAGGGCCCGGUGGACGAGAACCCGCGGCUGGCCGCGCUCCUGCAGCAUGCAGCGGGACUCUUGCAGGGCGCCUGCACGCUGUGCGGGGCUGUCACCGGAAGGUCACACAGCAUAUUCGACAGCAACCGCCAGGAUCCCACUGGCCUGACGGCGGCUCUUCAGGCCACGGACCUCGCAGGAGUUCUGCACAUGCUCUACUGCGUCCUCUUCCACGGCACCAUCUCGGACCCCAGUGCCACCAGCCCCAAGGAGAGUUACACCCAGAACACGGUGCAGGUGGCCAUUCAGAGUUUACGUUUCUUCAACAGCUUUGCAGUUCUCGAUCUGCCUGCUUUUCAGUCCAUUGUAGGGGCCGAAGGCUUGUCGCUUGCAUUCCGGCACAUCGCCAGCUCCCUCCUGGGCCACUGCAGCCAAGUCUCCUGUGAAAGCCUCCUGCACGAGGUCAUCGUCUGCGUGGGCUACUUCACUGUCGGCCACCCAGAUAACCAGGUCAUUGUGCAAUCUGGACGCCACCCCACGGUGCUGCAGAAGCUGUGCCAGCUGCCCUUCCAGUACUUCAGUGACCCUCGGCUGGUCAAGGUGCUGUUCCCUUCCCUUAUCGCUGCUUGUUACAACAACUGCCAGAACAAGAUCAUCCUGGAGCAGGAGAUGAGCUGUGUUCUGCUGGCUACGUUCAUCCAGGAUUUUGCACAGAAUCAAAGUCAGGCAGACACCCAGUCUCAUCUGCCCAAAGGAAAAUGCCUUGCAUCCCAGGACUAUCUUGAGCUGGCUAACAGAUUUCCUCAGCAGGCCUGGGAAGAAGCUCGACAAUUUUUCUUAAAAAAGGAAAAAUAAAAAAAUGCUUUGGUUGGUUGUAUAUUUGAGUACCCUCAUUAAUAUUUCAAAUUGCUCAAACGUUCUAACUGUUCCUUAAGAAACUCCUUUUCACAUGUUUAUACUCUCCUCUGUACUGUAGAUAUGGUAUAUACUUUGAACUAUUUAUAAUGACUGUAGAUACUUGAAUGUUCUACUUGCUAACACUGCAAGUUUAUUUCAUUUAUGCACAAUUUUUGCAGUUUGGUAACUUCAAUCUUACAUACUUUGCAUUUGUAAUAUGUGUGAAAUUAGACACAAAAUUAGCAAAUCUGUUUUGUUCUUGUAAUAAAAAUAACUUAUUCUGUU
Molecule: messenger RNA, 4662 nt
Organism: Artibeus jamaicensis (Jamaican fruit-eating bat)
Lineage: Eukaryota; Metazoa; Chordata; Mammalia; Chiroptera; Phyllostomidae
Gene: SCAPER
Product: S-phase cyclin A associated protein in the ER
Exons: 32
Coding region: 121-4335 (1404 amino acids)
Molecular function (GO): nucleic acid binding; zinc ion binding
Source: RefSeq, a predicted model, not a curated record